UUACCGGGCGGCGUUAGGGAGCCUUUCGUUCUCGGACCCCGCUUCCCGGGAAGAGUGUCGGUAUGCAGGUGUUUGCACGAGGUUGGACGCUGGCACUCCUGCUGGCGUUCUGUCACGCUAGGAAGCCGCCGGGCAGAUCUCGCAAUGUUCUACUUAUUGUAGCUGAUGAUGGUGGUUUUGAGAGCGGUGCGUACAACAACACAGCCAUCAAUACUCCAAACCUGAAUGCCUUGGCCCAGCGUAGUUUGAUCUUCCGGAAUGCCUUUACCUCUGUCAGCAGCUGUUCUCCCAGCCGGGCCAGCCUCCUGACGGGCCUGCCCCAGCACCAGAAUGGGAUGUAUGGGCUCCAUCAGGAUGUACAUCACUUCAACUCCUUUGACAGUGUUCGUAGCCUUCCUCUGCUGCUCAGCAAGGCAGGGAUCUGGACAGGGAUCGUCGGGAAGAAACACGUUGGGCCGGAGGCUGUGUAUCCCUUUGACUUUGCCUACACUGAGGAGAACGGCUCUGUCUUGCAGGUGGGGAGGAAUAUCACUCGGAUCAAGCUGCUCGUUCGGAAAUUCCUCCGCAGCCAAGAUGAGAAGCCUUUUUUCUUGUAUGUUGCUUUCCAUGAUCCUCACCGCUGUGGCCACUCUCAACCCCAGUAUGGAGCCUUUUGUGAAAAAUUUGGCAAUGGAGAGACUGGAAUGGGCUGGAUCCCAGACUGGAAACCCCAGCAUUACAGCCCAGAUCAAGUGCAGGUUCCAUAUUUUGUGCAGAAUACACCAGCCGCUCGUUCAGAUUUGGCUGCUCAGUACACAACAAUUGGGCGCAUGGAUCAAGGCAUUGGCCUUGUCCUGGAGGAGCUAAACAGUGCUGGCUUCGGCAACAAUACACUUGUGAUCUACACUUCAGACAAUGGUAUCCCCUUCCCCAGUGGCAGAACCAACCUGUAUUGGUCAGGCACAGCUGAACCUCUCCUCAUCUCUUCCCCUGAGCAUCCUGCACGCUGGGGACAGGUCACCAAUGCCUAUGCCAGCCUUCUGGAUAUCACCCCUACCAUUUUGGAUUGGUUCUCUGUGCCAUAUCCCAGCUACAGCCUCUUUGGGAAGCGGAGGGUGCAACUCACAGGAAAGUCUCUGCUGCCAGCCCUGUUGUCAGAACCACCGUGGGCAACUGUGUUUGCGAGCCAGAGCUUGCACGAGGUGACCAUGCACUAUCCCAUGCGAGCUGUGCAGCGUGGCUCCCUGCGCUUCAUCCACAACCUCCAGAACCGCAUGUCCUUCCCCAUUGACCAAGAUUUCUAUGUUUCACCCACAUUCCAAGACCUGUUGAACAGGACUCAGGGAGGGGAGCCCACCCACUGGAACAAGACGUUGCACAGCUACUAUUACCGAGAGCGCUGGGAGCUCUACGAUCACAGCACGGACCCCACUGAAAGCCAAAACUUGGCUUCUGACCCUCGCUAUGCUCAGGCUCUCCGGGAGCUACAGGGGCUCGUGCUGAAGUGGCAGUGGGAAACAGAUGACCCCUGGGUGUGCGUGCCUGACGGGGUCCUGGAGAAUAAGCCCAGCCCCCAGUGUCGGCCUCUCCAUAAUGAACCGUGAUUUUCGUUCCUU
Molecule: messenger RNA, 1595 nt
Organism: Gekko japonicus
Lineage: Eukaryota; Metazoa; Chordata; Lepidosauria; Squamata; Gekkonidae
Gene: SGSH
Product: N-sulfoglucosamine sulfohydrolase
Exons: 8
Coding region: 63-1583 (506 amino acids)
Biological process (GO): glycosaminoglycan catabolic process; heparan sulfate proteoglycan catabolic process
Molecular function (GO): N-sulfoglucosamine sulfohydrolase activity
Source: RefSeq, a predicted model, not a curated record